AACUGAAGCUGAGUAAUAGUAACUCUAGAGACCCGUGGAUUCGAUAUUUAUUACUUGUGCCACUAUAUUGCAGUCCCUUUCAUUGGUUACACUUGGCCAUUGUUAGGUGUUGUGUUUUAGCGUUUCAAGUUUUUGGCGCCGUUGCCGGGGACUUUCUAGAUUAUUAGGAAAGGCAGAAGUUUGUUACUUUAGCGUUUUUCUUUUCUUUUCCACCCUUGCUUUUCACUUGGGUGUUUUUGUUUUUGUGGGUGCAGAUCUGAAUCAUGGAUCCUCAUGGCUUCUCCAACAAUUGGGGGUAUCCACCACCACCCGAGUGGUAUUACCCCGAGACUCCCUGGAGCAAUCAAGGAGGAGAAGACUAUGGAUUCGGGCUCCAGUACCAACCCCCUUACUACGGAGAACAACCGGACCCCUGGGCAUAUCAAGAACAACCUCAUUACCAAGAAGAAUUUCUCCCACAACCAGAAGGGCCAUCGGCGCUGGAGUUACCCAUGGCGGCCUUCACGGGCCAUUCUGCAGAGCCAUGCUACACUCCACAGCCAGAUCCAAACUAUGAAUUGAGGCUUCUCAUGGAACAGUUUGCUCGAGACAGUGAGAGAACAUGCUCCAGGAUGGAUCAUUGUGUCCAGGCCUAUCGUGAAACAGAGGAGAUCCUCCUGAGCCUUAAGAAGAGCGUCGAUGAUCUUGAGCGAUCUUGUGCACAACCUACUCCCGAUCACCCUUAUGCUACCAUACUAGAAGAGGAGGAGGAAGAAGAAGGCUACAAGGACAUUGUGGAGCACACUAAAGUUGUCACGGAGAGCUCUCGUGAUGAUCAUGAUCAGGAAUGUCCUGUCAUAGCCGACCACACCUUCCCACAUCCCAAACUGAGCUUUGAAGAGGCGGGCAUGAGUGAGGAGAUGCAAGAAGAUCUCAUGAAAGAAAUUGCUUGGCAGCUUGCUCUCCAAUCCGUGCUAGAAGAAGAAGAGCAAGAAAGGGUGCAGAAAGAAGUUGUGGAGGAUGACGAAAGUGAAGCAGAAGGAGUUCUUGAUCAUUUCCCAGGGGUGAUACCACAUGAAGAAGAAAGGGAGGUUGAAGAAGCAAUUGGUGUCCAGGCUGAGGAUGAAGUGGAGGUGGAAGAGGCUUGCACCGGCCCUAUAAUACAAGUAAUAUACCCACCAAACUUCGAGGAACUACUUAGCAAAGACCCAUUUGCAGUGUCUCUUUGCCAGACCAAGGCCACAUCGACAUCGGUCCCUCUUGGUGGACGCGAUGGUGGUCAAUCGAUGUUGUCAUAUAUGGUUUGGGGCAAUGAGACGAGAGAAGAGAAGAAGAGGUCUCGAGGAUGGAGACUUCAUCUGCAUCAAGUGCACGAGCUUCCAUCACUAGUCAUACCACAUGCUCAUGACUUGCGACUCCACCUCAUUGACGAGAACCUCAACUUCAAGGAGGUUCUAGCAUGGACCGAAACUUAGGAGCCAUCGUCUGGCUCACAACGUGAAAGAAGCGCUUGUUGGGAGGCAACCCAACCAGUCGGUUUGCAUUUCUUUCUCUAUUUCUCCUCGGUUGAGUCAGUUUUGUUAUUUGAUUUUAGAGUCAAUAACUCAACCUUUGUGAGAUUUUGUGUGGUGUUUGCGUUCUGAUUACUCGCUCUUCCUGGAAUGCACCGCCUGACCCGUCCAUCAUCAUUCACCCUUGAUCUGGUAACUUCGUUCUACCCUCCUUAUCUUUCCUCCAUUGAGGACAAUGUCGUGCUUAAGUGUGGGGGGGUGUUCGAUUAUGUACGCGGGUGAAUGUUUGGCUGUUUGUCUGCUUCGAGCCUAGUCCACUGUCCAAAUUUUUAAAUUUGAGGGCUCCAAGUACGUGUUUCCUUGCAAAUUGCCUGCUCAGUAUGCUUUGAAUCGACUUCUCUAUAGUAAUGUGCAACCUAGGGAGUUAGUGUAGCACUAUGGAGGAUGUUGAAGUAUAAGAUUUUUCCUAUCUAGCUCUCUGUUGUGCCAGUUGAUUUUGUGAAGUAGUGGAGCUAAGACCGUUGAAUUCAUGUGGUAAUGGUGACUCUGUUUGGAUUGUGUUAUGGACUCGUGUAUCGAACAGGGUGCUCAUAUGGAAAAUGGGAAGCAGUUGGUCCUCCAUGUCGAAAUCAUUGAAAUCUUAAACAUGGGGUAAGCCCAACGUGUGUGGCACCGUUCAUUGCACAAAAUCGGGUUUUGGAAGAGAUUUUAGUGAUCCUUAGUGGGGUACUCCUACAAGGUGAAGCUAAGUUGUCUCUAGUACAAGUAAAAUUUUCACCCGUUGAACGGUUUGCCUACUUGAGGAUGUGUUUUUAAGGGCACGGAUAGAGCUUCCGACCCCCCUUGAUUUCAUUGACCCUCCACACGAGUUGAGAAAAAGGAGUUAAAAGAAGUACUGUGGCGAGCGCUAGAUGUACAAAAAUUGCUCUUGCUCGACUAAUAAGGGUCGACCGUGCAAAAGACUGCAGUUGGAACCCCCGCCAAGUGAAUGAAGAAAAAAAGAGAAAAAGAAAUGUAAAUGAAAGUGCAAAAAGGGG
This is a messenger RNA of Linum trigynum, 2527 nucleotides long. The record is from the annotation of a GenBank genome assembly. NCBI's taxonomy places the organism in Eukaryota, Viridiplantae, Streptophyta, Magnoliopsida, Malpighiales, Linaceae.